AUGUUGGGUGAGUACCCCUUCGCCGAAGGAACCUUUAAACUCUGUUGGAAAGCCAAAUACCUGGACGGGUUUCGUCGCGGGGAGACCGCCAUCAUCAAACAAUUCAAGGAAGGUUGCGUCUACGAAGAGUAUUACUUCAAUGAAGAAAUGAUCAUCAUUGGGGUCACGGAGAAGAUCGCCAAGGCAUUUAAUAAAGCCAAAAUUCUCGGCGGCGACAGGCUCGUGAGAGUUUCUAGGCCAGUUAUAGCGACAAGUGGGAAUACAGGUGCUAAAGCUCUAGUUGAGCCGUACAUCGAUAUGUUCGAGAAGUUCAACAGCAACAGUGGAUGGGUGAAUACAGAUUGUGAUGAAUCGGGCGAUGCAAUGCAGGCCCUGAGUCACUUCUCAUAUCAUGAAUCGGAUGGGGAGUACGUGCUUUGCGAUUUGCAGGGUGGCGCAUAUCGAGAUGAAUUCGUCUUGACAGAUCCUAUUGUCUUGACUAAAAAAGGGAAUUUGGGACCAGGAGAUUUAGGAAAGGAAGGUAUGAAAUCUUUCUUUCAGAAACAUCAAUGCAAUCGGUAUUGCAAAAGUCACUGGAUAACACCCAGUGGGGGAGGUCGAAGUCGUAUUUCUAGCAAAAAGGGCACGGCCUAUGAUCUGGGAUCAGACCCCAGCCGCAAUCCUUUGUCUAGGUGGUAUUCGUAG
Messenger RNA from Hyaloscypha bicolor E, 684 nucleotides. RefSeq names its product kinase-like protein. The record is from RefSeq and is a predicted model, not a curated record. Gene Ontology annotation, biological process: protein phosphorylation. Lineage: Eukaryota; Fungi; Ascomycota; Leotiomycetes; Helotiales; Hyaloscyphaceae. The transcript is spliced from 2 exons. The coding region runs from base 1 to 684 and encodes 227 amino acids. Gene Ontology annotation, molecular function: ATP binding; protein serine/threonine kinase activity.